CGGGAAGAAACUAAAAAAGUAUUCCCUCGAUCGGGAAAGAUCAUGGAUGCGCCGAUGAUGCUGGUGUUGACUCAAAACAAGUUUUUAUUUCAUUAAUUUUUUUUAUCUGUGAUGCGCUGCUCACAAUGAAUGCAUGUCUGAAUUAAUGAAUGGACGGAUUAAUUCAAAUGAAUACUCAAUUUCCCAUGUUUCUUGCAAUGUAGCCCUCGCGUCACCAGUUGCACAUGCCUACUCGCCUUUUUGUGCAAAGUCAGGUUUGUUUAUGCACUGAAAAGCCAAAAGCGUAAUGGCGCCGGACAGGUUGUGAUGAGCUAGCGGGAAUAGUAACGAAUCGACCUACACCCACGGAAAGAGUACGUGGUGAAAUAAGUAAAGAAACCUAAGCUAAAUUGUUCAUCGCGAAAAUGCAGAUCACUUUGAAAACCCUCCAGCAGCAGACAUUUAAAAUCGACAUAGACGAAGAGGAGACGGUAAAAACCUUAAAGGAAAGAAUUGAGAAUGAGAAGGGAAACGAUGGUUUUCCGGUUGCAGGGCAGAAAUUGAUAUAUGCAGGGAAAAUCCUAAAUGAUGACACUGCUAUCAAGGACUAUAAGAUUGAUGAGAAGAACUUUGUGGUUGUCAUGGUGGCAAAGCCUAAAGCAGCCCCAGCAGCUGCCCAGCCUUCCGGUUCUGCCGCCACCACCUCCUCCAGCACUACAGCCCCCACUGUACCCACGGCUGCCUCGCCAGGCUCAGAUAACCCACCAGAGGGGUCCAAACCAGCCGAGGAGAGGCCCUGCAGCACUUCAGCACCAGCAUCAACCCCCACCAGUUCCUCUGGUCUAUUGACAAAUGUGAACAUGUUCGAGGAGGCAACUUCUGCUCUGGUGACAGGCCAAUUAUAUGAGAACAUGGUGACAGAGAUGAUGCUGAUGGGCUACGAGAGGGAGCAGGUAGUGGCAGCGCUCAGAGCCAGCUUCAAUAACCCAGACAGAGCUGUGGAGUACCUGCUUACAGGGAUCCCAGCUGGGGAGGAGAACCAUGCGGGUGCUGACCCAGUGGUGCCCUCUGUGGGUGGAGGAACUCCAGCUCUCAACACAGGCAGUAUGACAACCCCCGCCAGCGUUGCAACAGGAGCCAAUCCUCUGGGGUUCCUGGUUAACCAGCCUCAGUUCCUCCAGAUGAGACGGAUCAUCCAGCAGAACCCCUCUCUGCUCCCUGCCUUACUACAGCAGAUAGGGAGGGAGAACCCCCAGCUUCUGCAACAAAUCAGCAGCCACCAAGAGCAGUUUAUCCAGAUGCUGAACGAGCCAGCCCAGGAGGGGGGACAGGGUGGUGGAGGAGGUGGUGGUGGAGUGGGGGUUGGUGGGGAGGCUGGAAGUGGCAUGAACUACAUCCAGGUCACACCCCAGGAGAAGGAGGCCAUUGAGCGGCUAAAAGCCCUAGGAUUCCCAGAAGGACUUGUUAUACAGGCCUACUUUGCCUGUGAGAAGAACGAGAACUUGGCUGCUAACUUCCUUUUACAACAGAACUUUGACGACGACUAGAAAGGAAGCCAUGAUAGUAUUUUUGAUCCUUUUUCCCCCCUCUACUUUUUUGAUUGAUCAAUAUCUCAUAAAAGCAUAAAAACAUGGGUCUUCACGGUUUCCUGAAUUUUCCUACAAAUACAUGAUGCAUCUUCUUGGUAACAAUGGAUCAUAGUUUAUGUGAGAAAUAAAAGCUUUUUCUAAUCACCUUAAUGGUUGAAUUGAGUACCAGCUACUUAGUUCAUCAGAUCACCAGUGUAUUUCCCAUUUUUAUUUCAUUCAGCCAAAGACCAACAUGAUUGUUUCUCAUAAGGAAAUAAAUACUGGUUUCAAGGGUUGAUCGCAGAAUGUUGUUUCCCAAUGUUGUUAUAAAAGAGGAGAUUGUAUGUGAUUGGGAAGUUUAUGGUAUAUUCAUUCCUAUACAUAAUUGUUCUUGCUUUUUUCUGUGUCUCAAUUUACCAGUAUAGGGAUCCCAGUACAUAAUAAAAAAUUGCAAUUUGAAAUUACAGUGAAAGUUUUUAAACAAGCAGCAUUGUUAACUUUUAAAUUUGUAUUACACUUCCGACAUGAACUUCUAGAGAAGUGUGAUACAGUGUCUAAAAUGAGUUGCCAAGGCAACUGUACAAAUAUGGGAAGUACUGAUGUAUUUUCAUGCAACCUGAAAAAAGAAAUUGAACCUACUUCUUUGUCAUCCGAGGCAUGUAUAUGGUUUCCCUUGCUUAUAGUAGCCUGGUGUUUACAGUUACUAUCAACUUGAUUUACUGUCAUUUUUACAUAAAUAAAACUUUUCAACAUGAAUAA
Molecule: messenger RNA, 2306 nt
Organism: Oncorhynchus keta (chum salmon)
Lineage: Eukaryota; Metazoa; Chordata; Actinopteri; Salmoniformes; Salmonidae
Product: UV excision repair protein RAD23 homolog B-like
Exons: 10
Coding region: 405-1526 (373 amino acids)
Biological process (GO): proteasome-mediated ubiquitin-dependent protein catabolic process; nucleotide-excision repair
Cellular component (GO): nucleoplasm; cytosol
Molecular function (GO): damaged DNA binding; ubiquitin binding; polyubiquitin modification-dependent protein binding
Source: RefSeq, a predicted model, not a curated record